Molecule: messenger RNA, 1626 nt
Organism: Cercospora beticola
Lineage: Eukaryota; Fungi; Ascomycota; Dothideomycetes; Mycosphaerellales; Mycosphaerellaceae
Source: RefSeq, a predicted model, not a curated record
CGCUGCUCGACCAGGCUAUGCGGGCGCAGAGUAUAUCUACGCUGCCAAUGCCGUGCACGUUGCAUGGCCAGACCAGACCACACACGCCCACGACUGCCGCACCAUCUCGGUCUCGCUCCUCCUUCCUCCUUCCUCCUUCCUCAUCUCUCCCUCCAUCCGUCGUCCCUGCUCUGCCGCCCUAUUUCUGCUCCUGCCUCUUACCCAUUCCGUCCAUCCCUCCGUCCCUCACCUCCAACAGCCUUCCCUCCCUCGACACCACCCAUGUGUGCUCACGAACAAGAAUCCACACGUCUCGACACGGACCGCGAAGCCAAGUUGAACGACAUCUCCCAGCAGCUCCAGGUCAUGCACGAGAGCAGCCAUACCGUCGACGACAAUACCACCACAACCCAAGAAGGGGCUUACUACGGCGACUUCUUGCAAUCGAUAUCCAACGACAUCACACACUUCCUAGCCCAUCAGAAGACCAAGAAGCCACCCGUCCAGCCCGAUCGAUGUCAUUCUCACGACGAGGUUUCUACUCGAAUCACAAAACGUAAAUCCGACAAGAACUCGACCAAGCCGCGGCCGAAACACAUCAAACGAAGAAACAGCAGUCCUCCUUGAAUUACAACGGACCGUCUGAAAGCAACGACAGUUCCCUAUUGGAAUGUUCAACAUGACACCGUCGUUCGCAGCAAUGCUGUCGGUCACUCAAUCGUCGACCAUCGACUGCCUGGUGACCACUGCCGCCCAAAACAACUGCAGCAUGUGACCUUGCACCCAAUCAACAACGGUCGUUCGCCAAUCAUCCACAAAGACGGAAUAUAUCGCCGGCAUCGGCAAAACUUGCAACUUCCAAAGUGAGGCAUUCCUGGUCUUUCCAACCGUCCUCCGUUGAUGGCUAGCCGUGCACGAUAAAGCAUCUCUGGAUAAGCAAGGAUGACCUCGAUAGUGAUACCAAAAGGAACAUCCCAGCUUCGAGCCGUCUCUGAAAUCAACUUCGCCUCAUUUUCCAGAACACGAAUGCAAGAAUGUCAACCCUCGAAAUCAAUCCGGCGCUGUACAACGUCCGGGCUUGGCACAUGCAAAUUGAGUCAAUUCAUCAAGCAAGCCACGUCGGGAGUGAAAACAUCGUUGCCGAUUUCUAGGCAUCAACCACGUCGCCGACAGUGUUCGGGCACAAAGGAAAGUCGGAUCUUGUCUGGACUUUGAAACGAGUGAAUGGCGACAUGGGAUAUCAUAUGAAGCAAAUAUAAUAUCGCAGGAUCUGUGGUGGAAAGCAUGUUUGAAGCCACGAAAGUCUCAAAGAGGAAGUCAAACGCGAUACCAACGUUAAGGUGAUUUCUCGGAACUGCGACGGACUCAUCUUGUCAGUUGACUGUCCCGCUCAUUUCGAAACCCGUACGCACAGUAUGCGAUCAGUUGAAAGUGUGAGAUGGCAUCGCUCAUCGCGUGGAAUGAGAAACGAGGUACAGGUCCCCCAGCCGAAUGGGACAGAUAUCAAUAUGUCAGGCAAAUUAUGCAUAUACCAUAUGCAGAAACGUUGGAGCAAAGUCUGAGCUACUACAGAAAGAAGUUUGGAUGACAUGUUUCAUGUAGACCGAGUACGAAGUACGCGCAUCAAUAUAGGUCUUGGUAUCUCAU